Aspergillus mulundensis is the source of this 522-nucleotide messenger RNA. Its product is annotated as GNAT family N-acetyltransferase. The transcript has a single exon. Gene Ontology annotation, molecular function: acyltransferase activity, transferring groups other than amino-acyl groups. Bases 1 to 522 code for a protein of 173 amino acids. The record is from RefSeq and is a predicted model, not a curated record. Lineage: Eukaryota; Fungi; Ascomycota; Eurotiomycetes; Eurotiales; Aspergillaceae.
AUGGCCACCCCAACCGCAACCUGGCGCAACCUAACCGCCGCCGACAUCCCCAGCCUCAUGCGCGUAGCAGACGUCGUCCACCCCGGCCUCCCAGAAAGCGCCGAGGUCUUCGCCGAGCGCGCAACGCUUUUCCCCGAGGGCUGCCUGGCCCUCGUCAACAACCAAGACCAGCUCUGCGGCUACGCGAUCUCGCAUCCGAUCAGGAACCAGCAACCUCCGGCACUGGAUUCCUUGCUAGGCGAGAUCCCACCCGACGCAGACCGGUAUUAUAUCCACGAUGUUGCGAUCUUGCCGGAGUAUCGGGGGGGCGGGCUUGCGGCGACGGCAAUCAGGCGGCUUUUGGAUCUUGCUGUCGCGAAGGGAUUGAGGGGGACUUGUCUGGUGGCGGUUUAUGGUACGGAGGGGUUUUGGGCGAGGUUUGGGUUUGCGAUUGAGGAGGUUGGGGAGAAUCUUAGAAAGAAGUUGAGGGGGUAUGGGGAUGAUGCUGUUUAUUUGUCACGGGUGAAUGAUAUACAUGCUUAA